CGGGGCCCUCGCUGAUUGGCCGCCGUCGGGAUGACGUAGCCCAAGAGGAAGAGACGGAGGCAAGAAGAGCGGAGUGGGCACGUCGGGUGGAGAGGCUGCUUGUUCCAGCUGCUCAUCUAGACCUUCAUCACCAUGGGAGAAAGAAAAGGAGUCAAUAAGUAUUAUCCACCUGAUUUUGAUCCUGCCAAGCAUGGCUCUCUUAAUAAGUACCGCAACAGCCACCCAUUGCGGGAAAGAGCACGCAAGCUCUCCCAAGGCAUCCUCAUCAUCAGGUUUGAGAUGCCUUAUAACAUCUGGUGUGAUGGCUGCCAGAACCACAUUGGCAUGGGUGUCCGUUACAACGCAGAGAAGAAGAAAGUUGGCAAUUAUUACACAACCCCCAUCUACAGGUUUCGUAUGAAGUGCCACCUUUGCCCCAACCACAUUGAGAUGCAGACAGACCCUGCCAGCUGUGACUAUGUCAUUGUCAGUGGUGCACGGCGCAAGGAAGAGCGUUGGGAUGGGGAAGCCAAUGAGCAGAUCCUGACUACAGCUCAUGAGGAGAAGCAGAAGUUGGAGACGGAUGCCAUGUAUCGGCUGGAACAUGGCUCAAAGGAUCAGAGCAAACUCCAGCGAGCCCUCCCCACCCUGCAGAACAUCCAGGAGGCCCAGAGUGCUUGGAAGGAUGACUUUGCCCUCAACAGCCUACUUCGCCGAAAAUUCAGGGAAGAGAAGAAGGUCAUACAAGAGGAGGAAAAGAAGGAUCUCGCCUUGCAGAAAAAAGCAAAUUUGUGCAUCCCUCUUGUACGGGAGUCUGAUGAAGAUCGGCAUCUGGCAGCGCUGCUCAAAUAUCAGAGCCUUGGCUCCUAUGAAGACAAACAGAAGCAAAAGCGAAAUGAGAUUGCUGACCGCCCAUGGUUCUCACCCAGCCAGCCUUCAAACACUAAAGCUAGUGACACUGUGAAAAGGCUGGCCUUCGCUGGAAAAUCAACAGCUAGCAAGUCACCAGUAGCUAUGAACCGCCUGGGUGUUGUGCGUCGAAAAUCAAGGGAGAAGGAACAGUCUGAGAUGGAGGAGGAGAACGAGUCUUCCGAUCUCACAGCCCAAGUUUGCAGGCAAGACCAGGACAGUCAUAUCCACGACGUGUCAUCCCUCGACUCAUCUGUGGGGCCUGAGGGGGGUUCCCAAAAAACUGAAGGAAACCCUACAUCCAAUGUGGCUGCCUCUUUAGUUGCAGAUUAUUCAGACUCUGCAUCUGAUCCCGAAGCUGAACUAUGAACAGAGAUUGGAGCAAACAAGGGACUGGACUAUACCAGUUCAAUGACUUCAAAGUGAGACAGUGUGUGUGUGUGUGGGAACGUAUCUAUGAG
Molecule: messenger RNA, 1349 nt
Organism: Anolis sagrei ordinatus
Lineage: Eukaryota; Metazoa; Chordata; Lepidosauria; Squamata; Anolidae
Gene: YJU2B
Product: YJU2 splicing factor homolog B
Biological process (GO): mRNA splicing, via spliceosome
Cellular component (GO): U2-type spliceosomal complex; post-mRNA release spliceosomal complex
Source: RefSeq, a predicted model, not a curated record